Pongo pygmaeus (Bornean orangutan) is the source of this 1866-nucleotide messenger RNA. Its product is annotated as cancer/testis antigen 55-like. The transcript has 5 exons. The record is from RefSeq and is a predicted model, not a curated record. NCBI's taxonomy places the organism in Eukaryota, Metazoa, Chordata, Mammalia, Primates, Hominidae. The coding region runs from base 215 to 1108 and encodes 297 amino acids.
AGAGAGGCACCUGUCAGCUCCUUGGGUGGCUGCCGUGUCCCUGGCUUUCCUGAGGGGGGCUCACUAACGGCUGGGUCCCAUCCCACGGAGGCUGAGGAGAAGCAGGAGACGAGUCCCUGAGGAGACGCCGUGACCUGAGGGCUUCCCUUACUGAGGAGGCCUCGUGCUUCAUUUGUCACAAGCGGUGCCCAGGCCGGUAGUGACAACAGAGACAAUGCUCAGGCUUCUGAGACGUGCUUUGGCCUUCUUCCAUAGUACAGCCGACCCCACAGAGCAGCAGCGCCCACAGCAGCAGGGCCCACAGGAGCAGAGCCCGCAGCAGCAGGGCCCACAGCAGCAGGACCCACAGCAGCAGGACCCACAGGAGCAGGACCCACAGGAGCAGGGCCCACAGCAGCAGGACCCACAGCAGCAGGACCCACAGGAGCAGGGCCCACAGGAGCAGGGCCCACAGCAGCAGGGGCUCCCAGAAGGUGACACCCAGUUGACAACUGUGCUGGGAGUUGUCACAAGUUUCUGUGGUGAUUAUGGCGUGAUUGAUGAGUCGAUCUAUUUCAGUAGUGAUGUUGUGACUGGCAACAUGCCUCUAAAAGUUGGACAAAAAGUUAAUGUGGUUGUGGAAGAAGAUAAAAUACUUUAUGGAUUGAGAGCAAUCAAGGUGGAUGUUGUGCCUCACCCUCUUAACGGUGAUGGAGACUCAGACUCAAAAAUCAGAGUUUUAAAUGGAUGUGUUACUUCUAUAAGUGAAGAUACUAUUUAUAUUAGUAACAUCAUUUAUUUCCCUAUGGACAUUGUUUCUGAAGAUUUUGUGCCUUAUAAGGGUGACUGGUUAAAAGUUGAAUAUUCCACUGAACCAGGCUUCUCAAACUUCAAGGCAAGCUCUGUGAAGCCCACCCGUUGUAUUCAUGAGGAAGAGGUCCGCAUUACUCACAUACGUGGAAGAAGUGGGGUGAUAAAGAAUACUAUCUUUUUCACCUUGGAUUCUGUGAAACUUCCUGAUGGAUACGUACCUCAAGUAGAUGAUAUCGUCAAUGUGGUCAUGGUGGAGAGCACUCAGUUCUGCUUUAAGUGGAGAGCGGUUUCUAUCACCCCAGUACAAAAAUCAUAAUGACAAAACAUUUUUAUUCUGUUUAUAUUUCCUUUUAAGAGCAGUAAAGGGACUGGUUUAACUGAAAAGUUUAGCUUAGUAAGCCUAAAUAGUAUUUUACAUAUGAAUUUUCUGGCAAAUCUAAUUGAGAUACUGGCUAGUUCAAUUGGACCAUGAACCCAGCUUAGGGAAGUGCCUUAUCAAUUAAAAGCAUGCUAAAUUAGCUUGCUAGUCACUGGAAGAAAGGAGUUCUUAAUUAAAAUGAACAGUGCCAUUAAAUUUGAAUUCCAUAUUUCCUAUUAGCAGCAGCAGAUUCCAGGAUGACGGAGGCCUGGGACGGCCCUAAAGGGAACAUCAGAACCAAAGCAUUUAACUGAAAAGGCAUCAGGGACAGCAUGUUAAAGGCAUGAUUUAAAGUUACAAUUUGACUUCAGUUUUGAGUCCCCCUUAUGCUGUCUGUACAACCUGUAUUGUUCCAUAGCCUCUUUCAUCUUCUGUCAGUCACAUAAUUUGCAAUGUUUAUUAUUUCCUUAUGUUCCUUCUUCUCCAUGCUAAAAUGUAAACUCCACAAUGGCAGGAUGUCUUUUGGUCUGUUUUGUUUUUCUUUCUUUUUUUUUUUCUUUCAUUAGAGCAUCACCAGCACUUAGAGGAAGGCAUGACAGACUCACUGAGCAGAUAAAAUGUUAUUAAGUUCAAUGACUGCAUGAUUGGGCCAGCAAUGAUAUUUAGCUGUGGUUCAUUCAUCACUGGUUCCUUAGGAAUAAAAUCGUUGAUCAAUG